Messenger RNA from Pocillopora damicornis (cauliflower coral), 1964 nucleotides. RefSeq lists its product as uncharacterized. NCBI's taxonomy places the organism in Eukaryota, Metazoa, Cnidaria, Anthozoa, Scleractinia, Pocilloporidae. The record is from RefSeq and is a predicted model, not a curated record.
UAGUUUCGCAGUCUAUCCUUUAAUAAUAAAUAAGUUGCAAUUUUUUAAGAAGAAAAAGCAGGCUGUAAAUGAUAUUUGAUUUCUCGUGCCGUGAACCCAAGCUUUAAAAAUGUGAGUUAAAUUUCUAAAACGAAAACGUCAGCUUUUCACAGAAUGAAGUCAGCCGUAUUUGGUUGGAUCAUGCUCUGUUGUGUAUUUCCCCAAGGUUCAGAAUGCAUGAACAUCCAUGGAGGGCGACAUAUAAAAAUGAAAAAAGAGUGGAAAAAUAAGAAAAUGAUUUUCAAAACGGAAUUCCAAGCGAAAGGAAGUGUUACAGCCAGACCAGAAAUCGAAAGCAAAAACAUGGAAAAAAUGUUGGCCGGGAGAAUAGCACCCAGUAAACCUUUGACACAGAAAAGAUCAACAAGUUCUUCACAAGACUUAGACGGGGCAGCAAAGAUCAUUUCUCUUCCAGCAACUAGAAAAGAUGUUUUAGUGAGAAAUCCCCAAAAUGUCCACUUCGCUAAGAAAGUCGUAGUUGGUAGUCAGUUCCGAAAACUUUUAAAAAAACUGUACCAAAAUCAUUCGAAAGAUGUUCAGGCUAUCAAAAGAAAACUAACUAGUGAACAACUCCAGUUGUUAGAAUCAAAAGAGGAAGGCGAGGACGAUAAAGCCGACAUAUACAGCAUCGAAGGUAAAUCAGAAGCUUCCAAAAAUAAAACAGUCGUCGAACUCCGAGCUGCAAUACUGAGGUUAUUGAACGAAGUUGCAAAAAAGGCUAAAUCAGCCCACAACGCUGAACAAAGAUAUAAACAAGACGAAUCAUCGAGACACCCUUUUAGAAGAAAAAAAUUCGGCCAGACUUUAAAGACAGAGAUAGAAGAAAGUUAUGAUCAUAGCAGAAGCCCAUCUUCCAUAGCUAAAGGAGAGGAUCUCUCUGCAAAGCGCGCAAACUAUUUGGAUCUUCUUAACUUCAUCACACGAAUGAAAAGCACGGACAUUGGAAAAGAUGUUGAUUUGUACAACACUGAUAGUAUGCAGAGUUCGAGUAUGAUGGUAAACAGUGGCAUGAAUAAAAUGCUGAACUCAAGAGAUCUAAUGACACAAAUUCCUAACACAGGAAAUAGGCAACAAGUAAAGGAAGAAAAGGGAGUCUUGCCAGGAGAGGGAAUGCAAAUGCAGGAAUUAAAUCUUGCGAAACAAAGGUGGCUUCUUGAAGACCAGUUGGAAAAUCGCAUCGCUCAACUUCAGUCGAAAGCGCGAUUACCUGUGCCCCAACAAGAAUUUCCACAAAUACAAAAUUCUCAAAACAAUGACAUGACAGACUUUAUGCAACGUCUUCAGAAUGUGAUCACAACUCCUUCACUUGGGCCUAUACCCCUUUCAUAUCGAGGACCAGCCAUGUUUCAAAAGCCGUCAUUUCUUCCUCGUGUUAAUCAAUAUCUACCUUUUGCACGACCAUUCCCCGCCACCGAAACGCGGUUACCUUUCUAUCGACCAAUGAAUCCAAGACCUCCAUAUCCAAUGGAUGAUGAGGGAGAAGAUGAUAAUGAAGAUGACGAUGAUAAUUCCGACUAUGACAAUGAUGAACGAGAUGAGCCUCCACCACAUCAUUCGGACCGUGAGCACGAAGAUAGUUACAAUGCUGACGAAGAUGAAGGGGAGCAAAGAUACCCUGACAUAGACGAAAGAUAACACUUUCGUUUUUGUCAGCUUCUAUUGACGUUCUGUAUAUAGAUAAUGUCACAACUCUGUUAUUUCAUUUUAAUGUUAUUUCGUUUUAAGCUAGUCCGGUUACAACAAAUUUUGUAAAACCCCAGUAUGUGUGGAAGUCUUGAGAUCUGCUCUGCUCUAGGAAUGAUAAAUCUUAAUGUUUCAAUUAGUUCGAAGGGUUCCACCUAAAGCGUUUAGAUCUCGGUUUAUGUUUUUGUCAAAGAUGAUCAAGAUGGCCAAAACAAUAAUAGCCUACACUAUUGUGUGUCUCA